GAAGACUUCCUCUUAAAAUGACCGUGACCUCGGCUGUUCAUGUUGGAGUAUUUCUCCUCUUCUGUCUCGAGAUCUGCCGCCCUGCACUUGGAGGAUGUACACAUCAGCUGACCGGAAACGGAGGCAAUAUAACUAGUGGAACGGAUGUGACGUCAGACCACUGCGAGUGGGACAUUACUACUGCUCGAAACAGGAUCAUCUUGAUCAAUUUUGACCGCGGACUUUUCGAGCGCGGUUCUGACGGCUGCCAAACCGAGGUUCUGACAUUUUACGACGGAGGAUCAGCGAACAGCAGGGUCAUCGAUACGUUCUGUCGUAUUCCUAGAGAUCCAGGACCUUUCUCGGCCGCGCCCUACCACCUGUCCGCGGCCAGUACGGGGCACCAGCUACACGUGAUUCUGACACGCAGCCCGAGCACGCCUCAGUGGGUGAAGCAGGACGAAUUCUACCUGACGUUCACUACCAGAGAAAUUGCGUUCGGCUGA
Molecule: messenger RNA, 485 nt
Organism: Branchiostoma belcheri (Belcher's lancelet)
Lineage: Eukaryota; Metazoa; Chordata; Leptocardii; Amphioxiformes; Branchiostomatidae
Exons: 5
Coding region: 18-485 (155 amino acids)
Source: RefSeq, a predicted model, not a curated record